Camellia sinensis is the source of this 2007-nucleotide messenger RNA. NCBI's taxonomy places the organism in Eukaryota, Viridiplantae, Streptophyta, Magnoliopsida, Ericales, Theaceae. The record is from RefSeq and is a predicted model, not a curated record.
AUGAACCUGACCCAGGAGGGUUCUUGUUCAGGGCUUGGAUGCUGCCAAAUGCAAAUCCCUAAGGGUUUUAAGAUCCUAAAUAUUACUACUCGUUCGGUGUAUAAUUAUAGCUAUGCGAGGAACUUCAAUCCCUGCAGCUAUGCAUUCUUAGCAAGGGAAGGCUGGUAUCCCUCGAAUCUUACUAACGUCGACCAAGAGGUGCCGACAAUACUCAACUGGACUGUAGGAGAGCAAACAUGUGAAUCCACUGAUCCAUCUUCCAAAGUUUGUGGACCUAACACUAACUGUGUCAACUCUGACGAUGGCCCUGGAUAUCGUUGUGUAUGCAAGCUUGGAUAUCGUUGUGUAGGCAACCCCUACCUUUCUGAAUCUCAAGGAUGCCAAGACAUAGAUGAAUGCUUGGAUCCAAAAAUGUAUCCUUGCAAAGGGAUGUGUAAGAAUACCCAAGGAAAUUACACUUGUCACUGCCCACCUGGCAUGUUUGGUGAUGGCAAAGUCGCUUGCCAAGGAUUUCAUAUUUCAAAUUUGCAUGCUAUUCAUGGCAGUUGUGGGAUGGUCAUACUCCUUGCCUUUGUUAUUAUUAUAAUUUGGAGAGGGUGCAACAGAAGAAACAAACUUAGAAAUUUCCAACAAAAUGGAGGUUUCUUGUUAAAGCAUCAAAAAAUUAGGAUCUUCAGUGAAAAGGAGCUUGAGAAGGCAACCGAAAAGUACGAUAAGGGUCGACUUCUUGGCCAAGGAGGCUCUGGUGCAGUAUACAAAGGAGUUUUAGCAGACGAGUCAGUAGUGGCAAUAAAGAAGCCUAAUGAAUUCAAACACUUAAUAAUAAAGGAAGAAUUUCAACAUGAAAUUAGUGUUGUCUCUCAGAUCAAUCAUAAGAAUGUGGUUAAGGUUUUAGGCUUGUGUCUAGAGACAAAAUUCCCAUUACUCAUUUAUGAGUUCAUCUCCAAUGGAUCACUCUUCGAUCACCUCUAUGUCAAGCGCUCUGCGAUUCUAAAAUCAUGGGUAAAUCGUCUGAGAAUUGCUGCCGAGACAUCACUAGCGCUCGAUUAUCUUCACUCACUUGCUGACCCACCAAUCAUCCAUAGAGAUGUCAAGUCCACCAACAUACUUCUUGAUGAAAAUUUCACGGCAAAAGUUUCUGAUUUCGGAGCUUCUGUGUUGAUUCCAUCGGGUGAAAGUGCUGUUGUGACUAAAGUACAAGGAACUCGUGGGUACUUGGACCCGGAGUACUUGAUUACAGGUUUAUUAACUGUAAAGAGUGACGUUUACAGCUUCGGGGUUGUUCUUAUGGAGCUCUUAACAGGACAGAAGCCAAUUUGUCCUCAUAAUUCUGAAGAAAAUGGGCACUUUAUUCAGUAUUUCAUUUCUUCGGUGGAACAGAAAAGAUUCUCGCAGGUUUUGAUAAACUUUGAGGAAGUUGUUGAAGCAAGGGAAACUGAGCAAAUUGAAGCGAUGGCUGAACUUGCCGUGAAAUGUCUCCACAGGUACGGCACUGAGCGGCCUACAAUGAAGGAGGUGGCUGAGCAACUCGUUGGAUUGAAGAAAUGGCAUGAGAUCUUUCAUGCUCGGGAAGACAAUGAUGAUGAAGAGAGGGAGGGCAUGUUGGGUCACUCGAUCAACACAAACGAUGAAGUGUUUCAUUCAAUGUCGGAAAGCCAUUACAUGACUGCACUUAAUAUUGGAUUUUCGUGAAACAGCACAUGCUUGAAAGCGAGGUCGUUUGGUGGUAGCUCUACGAGUUUGUGCUCUAUCAAUAUAUUUCUUCUGUUGUUGAAUACUUUUAUCUUUAAAGUCUGUGCUAUAUAUGUUCUAGGGUGUUAAUUAUUGUUCAGUCCUUUUUUCAUUUUUUUUAUUUGUCUUUUUCUCGUGCUCUCUGUGGGAUUCUGGUGUUGCAUUUGAUAGGUUUUGGUGUAUAUGCCAAUCAAAUUAGAAUAUAUUUUUUAAGUCUUGACGCUUGUUUUGCCUUAAACUUCCUUUUCUAUUGAUAUAUAUAUAUUGAAAAUUUGG